GGCGUUCAAAUUGCAAAAAUCUCGUUCGGGAACAAUGAGAGACGAGCGGAUACGCAAAGCAGCGAGCAUCGUAUCCGGUGGGAAAUCAGACGUCUUUAGGAAUUGCACGAGGAAGUGGUGCUUCCGUGUAAAACCGUUGAACGCCAAGGCCUUCGUUUCAUCUUGCUCGUUCCGAAUAUCGUCCGAAUAUCGCUGGGGCCACCGAAAAAAGACCUUCGUUACGUGGGCGGGGAGUCGAAAAACACGAGCUCCGGCGACGGCCACGUGGUCUUGUAAUCAGCAGUCUCUAACCCAGAAGUGCCGUCAUAAAGCUCGACGUAGCGUCGCGUAAGUAGAAUCGACUGGAAGAUGUCUGACCCGCCAGCAGGUAAAGGGCCACCGAGCGCCGUGACGUUGGUGUUUUCAACCCUGACUCACGUUCUUCUACUGGCGCCAGUAAUCUACAUCCUGACGCUGGCGUUUGGACGCUACAGCUUCUUCUCCUGGCAUCCCAUCUGCAUGAGUCUCGGAGUGGGUCUUCUGAUAACGGAGGCGGUGUUCAGCGUUUCCGGGGAGGCGUACAUAGGUCACAAGAUCUCCAGAGUGAACAGGGUGACGAUGCACUGGAUCUUGCACACGGUAGGGUUGGCCCUAGUGCUGAUCGGUUUGAUCAUCAUCGUGGUGAACAAGAUCAACAACAAUGGAUACCAUUUCGCCUCGCCUCACUCGAUACUAGGUUUGGUCAGCAUCAUCAUGGCGUUCCUGACCGCCGGUUUCGGCAUCGUCACGAACAACCCUAAGUGGCUUUAUCCGAGGUUCAGGCCGGUCCUCCUGAAAAUCAUGCACGCGUUCGCUGGCAUUGCUGUCACGAUACUUUUGUUGGCCAGCGUGAUCACCGGAACCUACACCAGAUGGUGGCCAGGCACCCACACAGGAAGAGACCUGGUAUUCGCGUCGUUGUUCAUCGCUGGCUUCUUCAUUCUCCUGAAGCCAGUCUUGGGCGCGAUUUCCAGAAGCAAGGUCGUUUUCGGCCCACCGCCCACCACCACGUAACUUCGAUAAUGUGCGCGCUCCACGACCGCGGCACUGAUAAACUUUGGCGAGAAAACGCUAUCCAUGAAUUUCGUUUCCAUCGCGAAAUCGUUUUCGUAAGAAACGUUUCGAGUUUUGUAUCAAUUGUACGUGUCCAAUCGUUGUACAGUAGUCUCUCGUUUAAUGACCAGAAAUCAGGCCCGUCGAGAAAAAGAUUUUCUUCUCGCGGUUCGACCAUUAUAUUUGAGUUUUUGCACUUUGAAUAUUUAUGCGGAAAUUAGUGCGUGUUGUGUAUUUUUUUGAACCGUCUGUAUUAGCAAUUCCGAUUAGUAAAAUGAAAUGAAAAGGUAGGUUUCGAUUAUUUAAACAGCGUUUGUAAUUAUAUGGAAGAUAAGAUUAAUUAAGUCAAACGAAUUGCGGGAAUUAUUUAUAUUGUCUAAUUGGAUUAUUCUGCAAACCACAGGAUGAAUAAGAUAUAUUGUAUGUAAUUUGAAACGCAGUUAAUAUCUUUAUUACGUUAUCGACGAUGAUCGAUAGUAUUUAAAAAAGAGCCUUACAAGCAAUGAUUAAUUACUUCGAUCGAAUAGUAACUCAUUACCGUCGUAAAUGUAACCGCGAAUAAGGUACUUCCUCGACUUCGUUUAUGAGUCAUGAGACAUGCAUUAUUUAUCUUGCUAUUAGACUUGUUUUAUGCGUUUGUGACGUAUGAGAAUUAUAUGAAGCAUACGCUAAGCACGCUUAAUUAAAAACUCGUAAACGAACGAUAAA
Messenger RNA from Colletes gigas, 1779 nucleotides. Its product is annotated as transmembrane reductase CYB561D2-like. Gene Ontology annotation, molecular function: transmembrane monodehydroascorbate reductase activity. The record is from RefSeq and is a predicted model, not a curated record. The coding region runs from base 349 to 1032 and encodes 227 amino acids. Lineage: Eukaryota; Metazoa; Arthropoda; Insecta; Hymenoptera; Colletidae. The transcript is spliced from 3 exons.